AUGAAACAUCGGAUAAAGGAGAAACAAGCAACGAUUUCAAUGCUAGGCCAUAAUCCGUUUAACACUGGUUCAAACAUCAUCUUCACAUGCGAAAAUCAAGGACAACAACCCGUUCGCUGGUUCAAAAAUGGCUUCAUACUUGAUUAUGAUAUUGAGAAUAAUUCAAGAAUGAAAGUAAAUUUAUCUACAUUGUUUAUAGCAGAGAUUUAUGGAAACGGUAGACUUCUAACAAUUAGUGAUGUCCUUGAAUCAGAUUCUGGCUUAUAUUCAUGUGCUGCAGGACCAACCGCGAUUUUAUCUAAAUCUCUGGCUGUUAAUGUUACAGGUAUGCGUUUUAUUGAUUUCAGUGUUUGA
Molecule: messenger RNA, 354 nt
Organism: Dracunculus medinensis (Guinea worm)
Lineage: Eukaryota; Metazoa; Nematoda; Chromadorea; Rhabditida; Dracunculidae
Source: the annotation of a GenBank genome assembly